This is a messenger RNA of Cladocopium goreaui, 1889 nucleotides long. The record is from the annotation of a GenBank genome assembly. Lineage: Eukaryota; Dinophyceae; Suessiales; Symbiodiniaceae.
CGGCUCAAGGCCGUUGCUUGAUGUUCCAACCAUGCCGUUUUAACCAGACGUUCAUCUGUAUUGCAGUAUGGGCGACUGAGAUAUGAGAUAUGGAGACUCUGGGGCUCUCGACGGAUGAUACGAUUUUCUUCUGGUGCGCUUGUGCACUGCUGCUGGUGAACUUGUUAGUUUACUGCCGCGAAGCUCCAGUACUCUGCAGGACUUGGUAUGACUUGGCCGUGAAGAGUCUCAGGUGGAGAGACUGGUAUCCCAACCGAGAGAAGGAUCAGAUCAGGGAGGCCUUCCUUCAAAGAGACUUGUGCCAGAAAGGUCAUUUGGGCACGACGCCUCAUGUCAUAUGCCCUUCCUCUCCCUGCUUGCGGCACAUGUUCGGUUUUAUGGAACAUGUGGGCAGGGAAUGCACAAUGGAUGUCUGUAGCAACCAUUUGGUCACUUCUGUUGUUGCACGUUUCCUUCCUGAUGGUUCACUUGGUGCCAUCAGUGAUAACAGCUUCUGUGUUGGACUUGAUUUGCUUGGCCGCCCAUGGUUUCUUGGCUUUCUUGGUAUCUCCACUGGGAAGCCCCAACUUUAAUGAUGUGUUCAUCUUGCAGUUGGUGGGCUUCAUGGUGCUGCAGAUCGUUUUCGUUGCCGUUGCCGCACGGUACACUGGAGUCCUCGUCAGCCACAGCUUAGUCGUUGGAGUGGUUCUGUGGCGUGUGUCCAUGGAGACAGACUUUGCAUCUGGGGAACCCGACACAGUUGCGAACUCCCGGACUUUGGUUUUCUGCAAUAUAGUCUGCACAGGUGCGGUGGUCGCAGUCCACAAUAUUGCGAACCAACUCAUUCGUCACACCCUGGAGACAACGAUGAUGGCAAGCGAUAGCAAUCGGCAUCUCAGUGCAGCUUCCGCACUGCUAGAGCUGACAUGCGAUGCGGUCUGCGAGAUUGACAGCGAUUUGAAGCUCCAGUCACACUCGCAGAAGUUGGCAACCAUGCUCUUGCGGUCUGGUACGAGUUUGGAGGGGCGGAAGCUGACAGAUUUCAUUGCCCCAGGUGAGGCUGAACGUGCCCAAGAAAUUCUGAUGUCUCGAAUUCGGAGCGAUCGUGCAGCCCAUGCCUUUCAUACCCACUUGGUUGAUAGUUACUCCAGCAAGUUCCGCACCGAAGUUUUCCAGGUGAAGUAUGCCAUGAUGGAUGGCCGCGAGUGCCACCUCGUUGGCCUUCGGGAUUUUACCGAUUUGAAAUCCUUAGCAGGUGAAAAUGCUACAGAUGCAAUUCAGGAUGAGUCUGAAAUGGCUGAGGCCUCUGCCGAGGCCUCUGCCUCUGCCUCUGCCUCUGCACAGUCUGGAAGGGGAUUCGAUGCCUUCGAUGCCUUCUCAGAGCCCAGCUACGAGCCACCCUCGGACGCCAGCGAGUCAGUCCUGAGCAACGAGAGCAACGCUACACUCGAGCGAACCGACCGUGAGAACGGAAUUGUAGAGAAGAGAUUGAAGUAUGCUCAUAAGGAUGCCUUUCUGGAGAUUGAUAUGGAAGCUGAGAUCGUCGAAGCUGCAUCUGCUCCCUUUUGCAGCCUCGCUGGAAAACCCCUCAGCCAGAGUUUCGCAUCAGACUUCACCCGCGAGCUCCUUCAUCGCUUGCGUGAAGAUGCGAUCCAAAACGCCCAGCGAUUUCAAUUACCGGACCAGGUGGCGACAUUUCAUGCAAUGCCGAUCUAUGUGGAUCGGUCCAUCGUCAUGACGUCUGGUGUGAUGAAAGUUUCUCUUACACGCUACGGCAGCCUCAACGUCAUCAUGUGCAUCAACCAUGCGGAAGUGCAGAGUUUCACAACGAAGACGUCUGAAAGGAUGGACAUGAGACCCAAGGGACCUUUGGCGCUGUAACCUUUUGAAACAAUCCUCUCUCUCUCUCU